Molecule: messenger RNA, 1188 nt
Organism: Ogataea philodendri
Lineage: Eukaryota; Fungi; Ascomycota; Pichiomycetes; Pichiales; Pichiaceae
Exons: 1
Coding region: 1-1188 (395 amino acids)
Biological process (GO): establishment of mitochondrion localization; mitochondrial outer membrane translocase complex assembly; phospholipid transport
Cellular component (GO): ERMES complex; SAM complex
Source: RefSeq, a predicted model, not a curated record
AUGGAAUACAUACAAAAAUGCUUUUAUUCCUCAACAAAUUGGAACCAGUAUAACUCAUACAGCACGUUCCUGGAAACUUCCAAACAGAUUCUUGAUUUCCCUGUGCCGUCAGGGUUCAAUCUCAAUGUGUCUGCCAAAAACGCUGAAUAUAGCUAUAGUUCUGUUUCCCUGUCGCAGUUUGGAGAACUAGCAGGCUCAUUUUCCUAUCUGUACAGCUCGAUCGAUCUUGCUCCAUCGUAUUCCGACUCGAAAUCUGCUUCGUUGCAGUCCAUCAUCGAAGGAUACCGUCUCUUGUCGCCGCCAAAGAACCCAACUUACGAUAAAAGACCUGCCUUGUUGUACGGUAAAAUGUACCUGCCGUCGCAGUUCCUCGAGGGAAUGCUGGUCAAACGACUUUCGGAAAACUCCCAGCUGCUUGUCAAGUUCAUCAACACCCCAAAACUCAACAAACUCUCAAACACCACAACAAUAAUGAAUCUCAGCUACCAACGACAGUCUGCUAAGUCGGCCCAGGAAUUCGUGUUUUCCACCAACGAGGCCCUUUUCGGCCUCAGAUACAUCUACAAUCUGGGCGCUCCCACCAGCUCGAUGGACUCGUCGCUAUUUUCUGUCGGAUGUGAGCUCUGGUGCGCUACCCAGUCUCUGGCCCCAGGAAUGUCUACCGGAAUCCGCUAUUCUACACACCUCACCUCUUCCGGAAAACCAUUGACAAUGACUUUGGUGAUGAAUCCGCUGUUGGGCUCCAUUGAGUCCACAUACGCCAUCAAGACAAACAUUCUCUCGACGUUCGUUUCCAAGUACAGCUUCAACAUCUACUCUUACGAAAGCGACCUGUCAUUGGGAUGCCAUCUCUGGCGACUCAACGCGUCCUCGAAACCUGCGCCCGACUACAAUUUCAACAAACUGGAAGAAAUAGAGCAAAAAAGACUGGUUGAAAACUUCAAACAUAUCAAACCAUCCAAAUUGAUGCUCGACAACAAUUCCACCACACAAUUUGUCAAUCGCCACGAAACGUCCGAUUUCAAAAGCAGUCUCAAAUGCUCCACAAGCUUAAGCAAAAAACAGGUCAGUCUUCUCUGGGAAGGAAAGUUUAAAGACUGGUUAUUAUCAACAGGAGUUAAGAUGGACUAUAAAGACCAAGGACUACGAAACGUGGGCUACGGGUUAGACCUUCAGUAUUCUUCUUAA